AUGAAGUCGAUUUGCUUGUCGCUGUUGCUUGCCGCAGCCGUCAGCUCAAUUGAAAUCCCCAUCCAAAGGAGGGUCGUGGCCAGCACUCUCAGUUCGGGAAUUCCAAUUGAUGUUGAUACGGCCUCCAAGGCAUACGUUGGAGUUAUUUCGUUGGGAAGUCCGGGUCAAGAUUUCAAUGUGGCCUUUGAUCUGAAUACGCCGGCUUUGUGGGUGCCCGACUCGGCGUGCUCUUGCGGCGACCCAUGCAAAAAUGGUAAGGGUUGAACACUGUGUGCGGACUAAGGUAUAUAACGUUUGAAUGCUUUAAUCCAGAAGGCAAAGAAACCAUCUUUUUCUAGAGAAACUUUGCCCUCAGCUUUGUGCUGCCCACUGCUGCACCAAGAGCUUCCUUGGCGACGAGAAGAGUGGCUCGUGCACGAACAAAAACGUUUUUGACACACAGAAGUCUCGAUCAUACGUUGGAGGUAAGCGUGUUGUAAUGCUCUCUACUUGUUUCCCCGCCUACACAUGAAAUCUAUAAUUUGACUCUUCAGGCAACGCGAACGUCGACCUCAAAUUCCUGGGAGGCACGGUGAAGGCCGCUACUGGCUACGACACCCUCAGGCUUGGACCUCAUUAUCGGCCAGGCCUCACCGCCAACAACAUUCAAUUCGGACGUGUGAAGGACUUCAACCAAGACUACGAACUUGUCAACUACGAUGGAGUUUUCGGGCUUGGUUUCGGUGAAGUUAACGGAAUCUCCUCUCCCAUCAAACAACUGGCUUCCCAUGGAGUCAUUCCUUCGGCUCUCCUCACCGCCUACAUUUACAACGAAGGCCAUCAAAACACUGUUGAUGGUGUUCUGACUAUUGGCCAGGUUGACAGAAGACGCUGCGAAAAUGCUAAGGUCUUUGCCGAGACCGUCCGUACCGCCGAUGCAUGGGUGUUCAGCUCUCCGUCCUUCAACCUCACCACCACUUAUGGGACAACCAACGGAAGUUGGAUGGGAGUUCUCGACUUCAGCACGGAUUAUAUCCAAGUUCCUCAGACUGCUCUCAAACUCAUUCAAAAUUACCUGAGUGGCUCCAUUGACGAGGACGGUCGUAUCAUCUUUCAGUGCGUUAGGUCUUUCCCUCUGUACUUCAACAUUGGCGGCCAACCGUUGAUAUUGAACACUAAGCUGUUCUCCGAACGUUAUGCUGGAACAUUGUGUCGGCUCAAAAUCCGAGCAACAGCUCCCUCAGACAAGUACGCCUUUCGGUAUGGUUGGCCAAUCUUGCAAAACUAUUGUGUCGUUCUUGAUUUUAACGGCCGGCUUGCAUUUACUCUUAAGCGUGUCAAAUUUACCGAAUAAACCGAGCGUAAAUCGCACAGCGUUAACCGCAGAAGAUACACAACUUGGGUUGACUGUGAUUUUGGAGAAGGCGAAUUGGCCUCAUCAGCCAACAAGUCCUCGGAUAGUAAUCCGAAUCCCAAUCAGCAGAGUUGGAGAGAUCAGUCGAGCGAUCGGGCUCGCUGUCGACAGCAAGGUCACCAACAGAGUCAUUCCGUUGUUCUGCAAAAAUGAUGCAAAUCAGAACAAAAUUUUCUUUGUUGUUGAGCCAAAUCGGAGGAAAUGA
This is a messenger RNA of Bursaphelenchus xylophilus (pine wood nematode), 1598 nucleotides long. The record is from the annotation of a GenBank genome assembly. Lineage: Eukaryota; Metazoa; Nematoda; Chromadorea; Rhabditida; Aphelenchoididae.